Molecule: messenger RNA, 8320 nt
Organism: Leptidea sinapis
Lineage: Eukaryota; Metazoa; Arthropoda; Insecta; Lepidoptera; Pieridae
Gene: anchor
Product: integral membrane protein GPR155
Exons: 15
Coding region: 350-2842 (830 amino acids)
Biological process (GO): intracellular signal transduction; transmembrane transport
Cellular component (GO): membrane
Source: RefSeq, a predicted model, not a curated record
UCCCUAGAGUAAAUAUGUUCCUUGGUUUAAAUUCUCUUUGCUUGAAUCUUGGUUGAUUAUUUUUAUCAUUGAUACAAUUUUAUGUAGUUGUAGUUAGUACUAAUAAUAUUCUAGUAAUUUCAUAACUCGAAGUCGUACUAAGAACUUAAUAAUAAUAUACAUAUCCUAAAUGAUUUAGUGUUAAAUGUUUGUCACUUAAAGAAUUUUCCAUUCUUUUCAUUGUUUUUGAGCUCCUUAUAGGCAUAAACUACAUUUAUUGUUAUGAAAUAUAUGCAGAAUUACUAAUGACUGCGGAAAAAAAUUAAGAAGUAACAAUACAUAAAACAAAUACAUACUUACAUAUUUAAAUAUGGAUAAUGGACAAAUCAUCAUGGAUCCAAUUGCCGAUCAUUUAUAUCCAGCAUUAUUUCAGUGUUUUACUAUCAUUUUUUGUGGAUAUAUAGCAGGUCGACUUAAUGUGGUCUCAAAGUUGGAAUCUAAAGGAAUAGCUACAUUUGUGGGAACUUUUGCACUACCUUCAUUGAUAUUUCUAUCAUUAGCACAACUGGAUUUUAGUACAGUGAAUUGGUCGUUUCUCUUGGCAAUUCUUUUAGCCAAGGGCCUUGUAUUUUUUGGAGUUUUGCUUGUUACUCUUCUUGUAUCAAAACCUCCCAAUUUUGGUCAAGCUGGUAUGUUUGCAAUAUUUUGUACACAGAGUAAUGAUUUCGCAUUGGGAUAUCCAAUAAUUAAUGCGUUAUAUGAGAAAACACAUCCAGAAUAUGCAUUGUACCUGUAUCUAAUGGCUCCAAUAUCACUUGCUAUACUUAACCCAGUUGCAUUUGUUUUGAUGGAAUUAAAUAAGCAGAGGGAGAUAUUAAGAACAUCCCAAGAUCAAACCCAGAUGAGAGAAACAAGUAAAGCUAAAAUGCUUUACCAAAUAUUUCAAGGCAUUCUGUUCAAUCCACUGUUAAUGAUGACUGUGCUGGGCAUUAUUGGAAAUAUAGUGUUUAAACACAAGCUUUCUAUUUACAUAGAAGGUUUACUUGAUGUUUUUGGUCAAUCAUUCUCGGCAUCAGCAUUAUUCUUGUUAGGUUUACGGAUGGUCGGGCAAAUUACAAGACUUCGAGGUCCAGCUCUUAUACUACCCUGUGUCUUGAUCAUGGUGAAAUUGAUAAUACUGCCAGUGGUGAUGCGGGAAUUUGUGAGUGGAUUAGAUGCUGGUGAGAAUGACACAGACACUCAGUCACUAUCAACAUAUGCCUUCUUGUAUGGAACAAUACCGACUGCACCAGCCGUCUUUGUAUUUUCCAACUUGUAUCAGUUGGAAAUAGAUCUCAUGGCAUCAUCAAUGGUUAUAUGUACAUUUGUAUCUGCACCGAUAAUAUUCCUCUCAGCUCAAGUUAUAACCAUGAAUAAGGACUUUGCUGAUCAGAUAAGAAGCUUUGGUUUUGGCCUCUCUAUAUUUGCUCUGUUUUCUGCAAUUUGGGUGUUGAUCGUGUUUACCGUCACAAAGAAGUACAAAAGAGUGCCUCAUAGACUGACAUAUUGCUUAGUGUUAUCACAGAUAUUGUUAGCCAUAAGUGCAAUAUGGGGUGGACCGGACAAGAGCUACAUUCCCUCAUGGAACCACUCCCUGCAACAAUCAUUACAAAUGUUUAGCAUCUAUUCCUGUCUUUUGUGGACAGCCAUGCUGUCUGUUGGGUUGUUUAUGUUAGAGAGUCGGGGUCCCUGCUUCGUGCUGACUGUGUGGCCGGUAUUCGCUUUGGUGUCAUGGGUCGCUCCCGCCGUCAUGGUAGCCUCACUGUUCCUCACCCAGCGGUCUGGCAGCCUCAGCAUAGACGCGUGCGACUUGCUACGACUCUGUCUGCUGUUCUUCUGUCUCACAGUGACGACAGGGAGUUUGAUCCUAUACAUCCGGUUCCGGCGUCGCAGCGCUCAGUUCGCAAGCCUGGCGGCGGACAUUGCCGACUCCAACGAGGCCUCCACUCUGGUGAACCCUGAUCGUACGUCACACACACACUCUGUGUCUAACUACGACAUGGAAGAUGAAGGUUGCUAUGGAGCAAUAACAGCAACGCCAUCACCUAUCCGAAACCCCGAAUGCUGCACCGACGACCCCGACUGUGGUAAUGGACAUAUUGCUUCACAAAAUGAUUUGGAAGAUAUAGUUGAGGAGAACAGAGAAUGCGCGUGUCCGGAAUCUCAGCGGUUUCGUUGCAGUUCCGCCCCCGGCUGCCAGUACCUGAGUGAGUUGGAGCGAGCGGCUAGUUCGUUGGGUCUCCUGCCGCCGGAACAGAGUCGCGGGCGUGGUUGCCAGCUGCUCAAACACACUGUGCUCAUCAUAGCCUACAGCCUGACCAUGUUCAUAGGCGUGGCGCUAACGAUGUGGCGAGUCCUCCGUAAGGACGAGUCGGGCGUGUUCAUUGAACUACAGUUCCUGGACACGGCGGUGUUGUACGGGCAGCCGCUCGUGAUGUUGGUACUGUUCGGACUGAACCCCGACGAGAUACUGAUACCAGCCGUGCGCUACUUUCAGAGGAAAUGGCACGGAGGAGACAGCGUGGUGCUGCCACAGGUGGAGGACCUCAGCUUCGAGACCAAACACGUUUGUGAUCAGUUCAUAACGCACCAUCUGGAACGAUGCAAGCAAUCCAUAGUUAAAGACACCAGAUGGCGCAUGCGCACGUACCGCGGCGUGUUCCGCGGGGCGAGCCUGGUGCGAUGGCUGGUCGCGUGCGGGCUGGCGUCGGACGCGGCCGCCGCCGUGGUGUACGGGCGACACCUGGUGGACGGGAGGCUCAUCGCGCACGUUCACAACCAACACCACUUCACCGACUCGCCGCUGCUCUACCGUUUUACAUAAUCCAGAAUAGCGCUCUUUCACCUUAUUCCUUACGUUAACAAGGCCAAGAGUUUUUUUAUGUACACCCACGCUAGAACUUGUCUACAAAAAGUCAUUCUUUUGAGUGGGUACAGAAUUGGUAACUUUUAAAUUACUAGUCUUACAGCGAUAUCGCCCUAAUUGUGGAAAAUAAAUUAUAGUUCAACCGCGAACAUUUCCUCAAAUUUGCAAAUGUGUAAAAAAAAUUAUGAUUAAUCGAACCCGUUUCUAGUCUAGAUCAAAUCAUGAAAUAAAAUUAUUCAUUUGGCGGUACCUACCUAUUUAUGAAUAAUUUAGAAAUAUAAUAAUCUCAUUCACGGCUUACCGCUUGUAAUUUUGAAGAAGCUUUGUAUGACCUUAGUUUUGCUUUAGUUAUCGAUCAAUGUUACUCGACUUAGAGAUUGUUCUUGCCAUACUAGUAGGUCUGGGUACUCCCACUAUUAAAUGUUAUAAAGUACUUCAACAAAACGUGUGUGAAAUGUAAUAAGUAUUAUAAUUUUUAUAAGACAGUAAAAUGUGAUAGGGGUUAUCGCAUUACGGUAUGUUUUAGGUCCUCCCGUGACGGGCUAUGUUAGAUCAAACUUAUCAGAAAAAGGACUAAUUAGCCCUUUGUUAGUUAGUAAAUAUAAUAUCCUAAGAUAAUGAGGUCGCAAAUGUAACAUUACAAAUACUUGGAAGGUACGCCAAAAACGUUCUAAUAUUUUUGGUAAAUGAUAUCACCAGAUACAAUGUGUACGUGUGUUUGUGCACUUGUAACUGUGUGUUGUGUUUGCUUGGUGCUCAUUUUUUUUUUUCUAAAAUAAUAUCUCAGGCCUUAGCAGAGUGGGCCGAAGAUUUUUAUUAAAAAUUUGGUUUGUAGUCACUUAUUCACGUCAAAAUAUACCACCUAUUUAAAAGUCACGUCAGGCCUGUAAGUAAAGAGCGCAAGAAAGUCAUGUGUCCUGGUUUAGGUACUGUGUUUUAGAGCGGGCUAGCGACAGUCUAGACUUUUGUAACUUUAUGAAUGGCUUGGCCAUUUUAUUUUAUCUUUUCACCAAUCCAUUGGGAACAAAUUCUCACUAGGUUAAAUUUCUCACUUUUGUUUUACUUUAUAGCGAGUAUGAUUAAAUUUCCAUUAUAUACAAGACUUAUACACGUAGAUCUUAAAGACUUGAUAAUAGUUUAGUAAUCAUAGUAUCGUUAAGAUUUAAUUUAUUUUAUGUACACCCGUGCUUUAAAUCCUCUAUAAAAUAUUCUGAAACAGUUAGCUUACUGCUUACAUUAAAAAAGCCAGUCCUAGUAACCAUUACAUCAUCCAAACGAGUGUUGUAAUGUUGUAUUGAAAUUCAUUACAACACUCGUUUGGAUGAUGUAAUGGUUACUAGGACAUUGGGUAUUUUAAUGUUAAGGAUUAUUGUUAUGGGUGUUAUGCAACUGUUGAUAAUUUGGUAUUAAAACACUCAUGUCAUCAAUCAAUCAUUCAUAAACCCACAUUCGUGUUUUAAUAUCCCUUAUUACACAACAGUUGCAUAAAUAACUUAUAAAGUGUGUCACAAUAUUUGUGUUUUUAACAAUAUUUCAUUUUUAGUUUUUAACAUUAUUUCAUGUAAGAAUAAAAAUAAAUUCAGACGACUUGUUGGCGGAUAUUGCAACCUAUAUAUACGAUUGAUCUUGGGCGGUAACAGAAUGUAAGUUAAUUUGCAGGUUAGGAGUCGCGUACAUUGUUAUAAUGAUAUUACUCUUCGCCGACACUUUAAAACUGAUUAUUCGUUGUUUAAGUCUGAUCUGCACUUAUCCCCUUGUGCUUUUCGCAUUCAUUGACACCGCUCAAGAUCUGCGCCAAGGCUGAUUAUGAAAAUAAAAAGUUGAUUUUUCAAAAGACCCUAUACUGGAUGGCCGAGAAGUUGACGUCCAAAGCUAAAAUUUGAAUUUGGCUCAUUUUAUUGGCCAAUGUUCUGGGAAGUUUUUAAAAAUAGUUAGAAGCCAUAGGCACCCCAUUUUUUUGAUACCUUGAACAUUUUCAAGAAUUUAGCUGGAGCAGUUAUGUUGAACUUACGACUCAAUUCUAAACUAGUUCGGCGUUGUCUAAACUAUUCAUAGUUUCUUAUGUGGUUAUUGCAACUGUAGUUAAUAAUUAUCAACAAUAAAAUUAACUAAAAGUAUUCAAAAAAAUUUGAAAAAAGUCCUAAGCCACAAUUAGGUGGAAAAAAACAAUUAUCUCCUGAUUUUGCGUAGUUUGGGAUUUACUUAGUGAUUUUGCAUAGGGGUGAUUCGGAUACUCAUCACCAUGAGGCUUUCAAAUUUUAGCUUUGGACGUCAACUGCUCGGCUACCCUGUAUAAUUUAUUGAUCGUCAGUUACACCACUAUGGAAACGAUAUUUGUAAUAAACUGAAACUUUUUAUAUCUUUAUUAUUAUAUUAAUAAAUAAAUCAAUUUCAGACACGAAUUCCAUAUUAUAUAGUUACCCCCUUAUUCAUAAUGGUCCGCUAACUUAAAACAGCCGCUAAGGAGUGUUUUUUCUCAUUCUGACUAAGGUCAAUAGAAGAAGACAGAGUGAGAAUUAGCAAUGCUUUAAGUUAGCAGACUAUUAUGAAUAAGGGAGUUUGUAUUUAUGGGUUGUGUUAGUAACAAUUUUACUUAUACUAUGUUAGAACUGUUAGUUGUUUUUAUUUGUUAAGUACACAUAAUAUACAUUUCAUCAGCUCCGUGCCAAUCAUAAGCCAGUGCCUCUGUAUGGAACAGUCCGAGCUGACAGCAGUCAUGUUGAAUGCCGCUGUCACUGUUACGAUAUACGAAACUAAAAGAGUCCGUAAGCGCCAGCAUAACCUCAAAAUUACAAUAAUACGCCAUAUUUUGUUUGAAUUAAUAAUAGUCAAUGUAUGUAUAUAUUUAAAUAUUAACCGACCUAUAGGUUACGUCUAUAUAUCGUACAGGUAGAAAUUAUUUAAUGGACGCUUGGUAGGGUACGUAAUACGUAUGGCCUGUUCAAUAAAUAAUAAAGCAUCACGGUACUGUUAGAUAAGUCGUAUUUAAAUGUUGAUUAAAACAUCAAUGACUCUGUUUUAAGUAUCAAAGUUAGUGAAGAUUUACCCCCUUAUUCAUUCAUAAUGUUCAUAAUAGUCUACUAACUUAAAACAUUGCUAAUUCUCACUCUGUCUUCAUCUAUUGACCUGAGUCAGAAUGAGAAAAAACACUCCUAAGCGGCUGUUUAAAGUUAGCGGACCAUUAUGAAUAAGGGGGUAAGUAUUUUACAAUGUACUUACAUAACUUAACAAUGUGGAACACAAAGGAAGGUCUAGUUACCAUCUCCUUAACUCUCAAUAGCCGUGAAAUCAAAAUAUUCACCAAAUGUCAGCUUGCAGUAAUGUAUAAACGUGUUAUUCUGAACGUCAUUUGUUUAAAAAAUAUAUUUUAAAGUUAUAAUAAAGUUUGACAGGAAUUGUCAUAGCAGUGUUGAAUUGAUUAAUAUGGUGAUUAAGGCGAAGAGUAAGCAGAAAACAAGCAAACAUGGUGUUUUUAGACAAGUUUUGUGGUGAAAGUAUAGCAUUUCGAGCUUUGAACACUACUUAAUCCUGUUACACAUAUCCUUAAGUCUUAUUUGUAGGUUACUAAUGCUCGCUGUUGGUUAUAGUUAACACUGCCGAGCCUUUUUGAACUACCACUUUUCUUUAAGUUAAACAAGUUUUUUGGCAUGGCGUGACGCAUUUUUUUGGUACUUCUCUCAGAAAAGUUAUUCUUAUAGCUUGUACUUUUUUGUGUAGGUUAAUUUAUUCAGAUUAGUAGUGAAUAACGAGGAUUGUAAGCAUAUAAACUGUUUUCCACGCAAGAAUUUUGAAAAUAUUGGCUUAUUAUUAGGGCUUUGUUACAUAGAUGGCGGGCCGGCAGCCGUGAACUCAUAUCGCUCAAGGUCGAUGGCAUUUAGUGUCGCCUUAAGCGACUUAUCUGUUUAAGAUAGUCUUUGAUGUUGAAUGGCGCCGCGAUUGUGAAAUUAUUGGGCGGCGACAGUCACACGCGCUAAAAUCUUGUUUGAUUACUGGGCUACUGAAACAUAAGGCGUGACAAAACCGGGAAGGAAUCGCGCUUCAGUAUCUACCAGGUAUCAAAGAGUAGGUAAAGUAGGUACUUAGGCGCGGAAUAUAUUUUUUUUAUUUGUGAUUAAAUAAAUCAAAUAAGUGAAAAUAUAGUUUGUUAGUGAAAUGUUUUGUACUGCUAUUGAUCUGCUAACUAUGCAACUAACUGGAGACAUAUAAUAUUGUAGUGUAAGACUGAAUAAAAAAUAUGAGAAUCGUGUUUCUGCUCUUGUUCUAUUCUGAAGAAUAGUUAGCAGAUCACAGCAAUGGAAAGAUCGAUUCUAAACAGUUUAUUUUAGUAUCACUGGUAGCACUAACUGUAUGUCCGGGACACUACUGCCACACCUAUUGUGCCAUACAUUAGCGUGAACUAGUGUUGUACUCCGAUAUAUCGACCUUAUAACCCGUAAACAUCUUAUAAAGGGCAAACGUAUACUACAAGGUAUAACGCAGAUACGACAUUAACACAUAUCUUAUAUAAAUCCUCAGUAGCCAGUAGCGAUUGUGUCUGAUAUGUUGUGAUUAUGAGCUGACCAAUGAGCAUCCAAUACGCGUCCGCUCUCUCGGAUGGUUUAUUGAAUUGUUUGCAUUACAAUAAUAUUUAAACCAGUCUACCGGUUUAAAACGUCGAUGGAUUUAUAACAAGGACGAAAAUCGGUCGAUUGGUGUAGUUUGGCAUCCCACUUCACCAUUGGGCGAUCUGUAUGUCGUUAUUACUCGGGUGAUAUCGACACUGUUAUGGGCGGAUGAUGCUUAACAUCUGAAGAGUAAGAAAGAGUUGGCCUCAUUGAGUUACACAUUGUCAGCUCUCUAUAGUUCGAUAAAAAUAAAGCUAUAAUAAAGAGUUGGUAUUGUUUUUUGUUAUGUAUAUACAAUUGGCUAUCACUAAAUCAAUAUGAACUAUGUAUUUGAAACGGUUCAACUCACGUUAACACCGGUGUAAGCACACACCAGCUUCACACUAAUUCUUGCACUGAUGGUCUCCAACACGGACUCAUCUCACUCACCCUGAUGAAUGACCUCCGAUUGAUCCGACCAUGAGUUAAGCCGUUUCAAAUAUAUAAUUUGAUUAUAUCUCACGAGAGUUUUAAUAAUUUAAUUUAAUCAAUUGUAUCUAUUUUAAAAGUACAUUACAUGAAGUAGGCACUAAGUGAAUAAUUAUUGAUUUCUUUAAAUAUGUUAUAAAUCAAAUUAACAAAAUUAAGGUAGCAAGCCUACUACAAAAAUAUAUUUUAGUGAAAUGUUAUUGUAUUUUAAUGUUCAAAUGCAUUUGUUAAUGUGAUAUGAAAUGGCUGUUCAUUUUGUUUAUUAUAGCAUUAGGUAAUAAAAUUGUGCUUAAAAUAUAUGCAAGAAUGUAAUCGUUGUCGUUUGAAAUUGGUUAUUUAAAAAAUUAUAUUGUUGCAAGUGAAA